AGGUUACAGUGGGUAGUUGAGGCCAAAAAAUAAUAAGUAGAUAGGAACCUUUUAAUGUGGCUCAACCUACGCUACUCCGGACAGUUUUAGUGAAACACCAACAAUAUUUUCCGGCGGACUAUUUGAAAUUGUAUUUGUUUACACUGAGUAGACAUAACAAACAAUCAGAAGAUUUACAAACCUUUUUGUCGUUUAAAUUGGAACAGAUUAAAUCGUGGUGUGUCGUGAGUAACGCGUAUGUCAUGGUAAAUAACGCCCACAAUCGCAGUCUUUCGUCUCAGAGCUGCAGCCUUUUCGUUAUGACCUCUGGUCCGAGUCUGAAAAAGAAAAACUACUUGGGGCAACACCAAAUCAAAAAGAAAAUAAGCAUCAACAUUAAUGAUGAGCUGCCAGACAGAGACAGACCGUUGGAGAAAACCUGCCAUCUCUCAGAUAAAUCAAGUAAACUAAUGACCAAUGCAAAGGAGGAACACGUGUUAGGGGAGUCCACCAUUGCUCCGGAUAAAGAGAUACUGCAAGUGUUUGAUGUUUUUCCUCCUGUGAAGGACACACUAAACAAACAUGUUCAGGAGGAACUGCUGUCAUCAGAUGCCUCUGUACCAGACUUAGCACCAGCAGCAUACAGUAAAAAGGAUAUGGAUGCCACACAGGUAAAAGUCGGGGCAUUUUUCACAGAGAGUGGACCCCAUACGGCCUUUAGUCCUCAGGAGGAAGACAGUCGACAUAGAAGGGACUGUAGGAGACCAGGAUGGAGAGCUGAAUGCAAAGAACUUGCUCAUAAACUACUCUUCUGCGAGGAUUCUGGGAAUAAGAAGGACACUCAAACAGAUCAUUCAGAUCCUUCACAUUGCGUCAAAGCUCAAGAAACUCAAAGCAGCCUAGAAGCAAGAACAUCCGGCAAAGAUUACCUUGGAAGAAGACGCUCUCCUCUCCGUGGGUCAAGCCAGACUUCCAGUGCACCUCUGAAUGUCUCGAGCGACUAUAUCUUGUUUAGCCCUACACGUCUUGCAGCCGCUAUAAAGAGAUCCAAACUGCAGAGAUCAAUUCAAAAUCAGUCUGUUUCUGUUCUCACAGUCCCCAGCGGUUUGGAGCUCAGCACUCUCAACGAUACUUUACCAAAGCCAGGCAUUGGAUUGUGUGCCCCUGUAGAGCACGCUGAAAAGCUGCUGCUCUCCAGCUGGGGUUUACCCAAGCCUGUUUUAGAGCGAUACCAGAAACAUGGAGUGACUCAGAUGUUUGAGUGGCAAGCUCAAUGCCUUACUGUGGGACAGGUGCUGCAGGGAGGAAAUUUGGUGUAUUCUGCACCUACAAGCGCUGGCAAGACCCUGGUGUCUGAGCUUCUGAUGCUAAAGCGUGUGUUAGAAACGAAAAGAAAAGCUCUCUUCAUUCUGCCAUUUGUUUCUGUGGCCAAAGAGAAGAUGCAGUACCUUCAGAGUGUGUUUCAAGAGGCGGGAGUCCGUGUGGAGGGGUACAUGGGCAGUACUUCAGCAGCAGGAGGGUUCACAACUCUGGAUGUGGCUGUUUGCACCAUAGAAAAAGCAAAUUCUCUAGUUAAUAGACUCAUUGAGGAAGACAACAUGGCUCUUCUAGGCAUGGUGGUGGUAGAUGAAUUACACAUGGUUGGAGAUUCUGGAAGAGGUUACCUACUGGAAUUGCUUUUGACCAAAAUCCUCUACAUCUCUCAGAAGCAGAAAACGUCAGGGUCUCUCUCUGAAGGUGUGCAGAUAAUCGGCAUGAGUGCCACUCUGCCAAACUUGGCCCUCUUGGCUGGCUGGUUAGGUGCAGAGCUUUACCAGACAGACUACAGACCUGUUCCUCUGGAGGAGCAUCUCAAGGUGGGCUGCAGCAUCUACGACAGGAGCCUCUCUGUGGUCCGCCAGUUCACCCCUGUGCUGCACGUCAAGGGGGACGAUGACCACAUUGUGAGCCUGUGUUAUGAAACGGUGAGGCAAGGUCACUCUGUGCUUCUGUUUUGCCCGUCAAAAAACUGGUGCGAGAAACUCGCAGAUACCAUUGCAAGGGAGUUCUACAAUAUCAGACUUUCUGAUGGUAAAGCUGAACCUCUGCCGGUGUGUCUGGAUCAUGACGGACUCAUGGACGUUUUAGCUCAGCUUAGAAGAACUCCAGCUGGGUUAGAUCCUAUCUUGCAGCGCACUGUGCGGUGGGGAGUGGCCUUCCACCAUGCUGGUUUGACCUUUGAUGAGCGUGAUGUGUUGGAAGGAGCUUUUCGCCAGGGCUUGGUCAGAGUCCUUUCUGCCACCUCUACUCUGUCUUCGGGGGUCAAUCUUCCAGCCCGCAGGGUCAUUAUACGAACACCAACAUUCAAUGGACACUUGCUGGACCCACUCACAUACAAACAGAUGGCUGGACGAGCAGGAAGAAAAGGAGUGGACACUAGAGGUGAAAGUUUGCUUGUAUGUAAGAAGGCAGAGGAAAAGAAAGGGGCUAGUCUUCUAAGAGGUUCUCUUCAGCCAAUCAGCAGCUGCCUGGUCAGACGAGAAGGUGAAGGAGUCGCCACAAGCAUGCUGAGAGCCAUCCUGGAGAUAAUUGUCGGAGGAGUGGCCUGCACUCCGCAGGAUGUCCAGCGGUAUGCUUCGUGUUCCCUUCUGGCUGCCAGCGUGAGAUGUGACAGCAAAAAGCCGUCUGGCAAAGAGUCCAACAGAGGAGCUAUUGAGGCCUGCGUUGAAUGGCUGAUGGAGAAUGAAUUCAUCAACAUCCAGAAAGAUGAGCAAGAUGAACGAUACUGUCCUACUCAGCUGGGUGCUGCCACUCUUGCUUCCUCACUCUCGCCUCCUGAGGCUUUGGGAAUAUUUGCAGAUCUGCAGCGUGCCAUGAAGGGCUUUGUUUUGGAAAAUGAUCUGCACAUUAUGUAUUUGAUAACCCCACUGUAUGCGGAGUGGACCACUAUUGACUGGUAUCAGUUCUUCUGUUUGUGGGAGCAGCUGUCAUCAUCAAUGAAGAGAGUGGCGGAGCUGGUUGGGGUGCAGGAGAGUUUCCUUGCACGAUCAGUUAGUGGCAAGCUUGUUGCAAAGACAGAAAAGCAGAGUAGACAAAUGGCAAUCCAUAAAAGGUUUUUCACUACUCUGGUUCUCCAGGAUCUGGUUAAUGAAGUACCUUUGGGAACAGUUGCAUCUAAAUACAACUGCAAUCGUGGGCAGCUGCAGUCUCUCCAGCAGUCUGCUUCCACAUAUGCUGGUAUGGUAACAGUGUUCUGCAAGCGUCUGGGCUGGCACAACAUGGAGAUGCUGUUAUCUCAGUACCAGACCAGGCUGAGCUUUGGGGUGCAGAGGGAGCUUCUUGACCUGGUCAGGGUUUCUCUUCUGAAUGCAACCCGUGCCAGGGCGCUGUACGCCCAAGGACUCUGUACGGUUGCAGAACUAGCCAGGGCGACAGUGGCUGAUGUGGAGAAAGCUCUGCGGAACUCAGUCCCAUUUAAGAGCUCUAAACGUGCAGUGGAUGAAAGUGAAGUGGAAGCAGCUGAGAGAAGAAGCCUUCGCUGCGUGUGGGUCGCUGGUGGACGGGCUCUGACGGAACAGGAAGCAGCUGUUGAGAUAGUGUCGGAAGCCAGGCUUCUCCUUCGAGAAGACCUGGCUCAGUUAGGAGUUCAAUGGGAUCCAGCUGCUCUUCCUGCAGAGGCUUCUGUCGCCUGCAGCCCUGAUGGUCAUUCCAGCAGGGAUUCAGAUACUUCUAAUCAGCUCAAAGAGGAUAGAGAAGGUGGGAAAAGGAUGGUUGUAGGAGAAGAUGGCAAAAAUGAAGACCCGAAUGGAUUGUAUGUCAGAAAAAAAGCUCACACAGAAAGGAAGGAGGAAAAAAUGAGAGCGCACACAAACAAACCAAUCCAAAAUUACACUGAAAAUCCAGAUAGGGCUGUUGAGAGGAAACAUAAUGGGGAGCAUGAAAAGGCAGAUCAGGGAGAGACAGGAAGGGCUACAAGCAAACCAGAUGAUCUUCAAUCAAAACAGCCUGUGCCUGAAAAGAGCUUAACACAGGAGCUGGCUGAGAUCAUAUCCAGCCUUUCACCCCAGCUGCUGCCGCCACCUCCGCCGUCACCUUCUCCGGCACCGCCUCCACGCUUCCGAGCUCCGAUAUCCAGACUAGAGUCUCAACAAAGAGGAGACAGAAGCAUAGCAGUGGAAGAGGGCCUCACAAAGCUAACUACAUCACCUUUGGAGCUUGAGAGGUUAAGGCACUCAAAAGCCUUAAGCAAAGUCCUCCAAUCCAUUCAGUGCAUACAAGAUUCUGUAGACCCUGGUGAGAAAGGAGACUCAAAAACCACCGUGAUUUCCAAUUUACAAAAUUCUAAAUCUCCUGUUGAGGUGUUAAACGCUGCUCAAACCUUUAGCUGUGCACAGGAAAGGGCUCCUGGAUCUACAACUGCACAUAUUUCCAAUUCCGUCCUGUCAGUAUCCCCAGGAUCAGUUGACAGAUGCUCCCCCGAAGCCAAGCGGAGAAAGAUUGAUACCAAAGAGGCAGAGAAGUUUUCCUCACCCGAGUUGUAUGCAGGUGAUGAUAGAGAUGAAGAAGUUGAUGUUCAGGCAAGUUUUGGUGAUAGUUUUGAAUUGGAUACUCAAACAGAAAGAAUAAUUGUUCAACAAACACAUCAACACUCAGAUGAGAGCAGUGCAGGAACAGAUCAGUCAGAAGCUCAACACAUCAGAGAGGAGGAAGCAGCUGGAAAGCAUCUCCAGACUAGUGAUGAGAAAAGGAAUGACAGUCCAGACAGUGCAACCCCCAAAUUCAACAUUUCUCUCACCGAAAGCCAAAUGGAACUCAUCCUGAACACCAGCCAUCAGAAAUCUCCCAGUCCAGCUGCUGGUGACAACAUAGACAAAAGGGAAGAUCCAGGGGCUGCCCCUGAAAGCCCCAACAGAAGCAGCAGUUUGCUGUUUGACAGCCUGUAUGACAGUCCCCUGUUAGAAGCUCUGAGGCCGGAACCGUCCGACGAAGAACCUAACACGGAGGCUGAGCAUCCCUCUACAACCCAGCAGAGGCGACGCAGCGAGCUUUUGGCUAACCAGGAAGCAGAGGAGCAGGAGGGGGUCCGCUGGGGCGAGUCUUUCUUUAACCUGUCAGAGUGGGGCGACUCCCUCCUGGUUGGUGAACACUUUCUGGAGAGGCAGAAUCUGCUGAGAUUCUCAGAGCAGAGUGAAAAAGAGCAGAUGGUGCAGCAGGCGAUCAAGGACCAGGAAGACCAAUCGGGUAAUUUGAUACAAUUUGUCAAUGAAGAACAAGGGGAAGAGCAGAACAUUAUUUCCAGAGGGGAUGACAGGGGAAGGCAGUCAGAUGAGAAGGAAGUAGCUGUUUUGUUAACCGAUGAUGAAAACUGUAAACACCCAAAUGUCCAAAAUCCACAUAAACAAUAUCUUUAUUGUAGCCCUGGAUUACAAGAUAUAUUUGACCGCUGGCCUAGUAUGUCUGACCAGCCUGGCCUAUCAGCCUCUGAAAUGCAAGGCAAUAGCGCAAAUGCAGCAAUUCAACCACAAACUGAUGCAGCAAAAACCGAGCCACAAAUAGGACGGCUCUCAGGAUGUGGGGAUGAAAAUCCAAUGCAUAGGCCAGGCUCUGCUGGGGACCUCAUUCCCCCAACUCAAGAAAGACCACCUGUCACACCAAGAGUAAAGCUGACCACUUCGUCGAUCCAUUCGCAAAGAUCUACCCCUCGGCCACUUAAGCAGUCGACGCCCUCAAACCCUUCUCAAGUGACUUCAGGAAAUGGUAAUCUUCUGUCAGCAGUUGCCUCUGCCAGUAAACGGCAGGAAAACAUCUCACCAAAAAAGGAACUGAAGUCUAUUCCACACCAAAGCUCAAAACCCAAUGCAAAACAGACUGACCAAAACAUCCCACUUCCCACACAGUGUACUUCCCCUUCCUCCCCCGGGCCACGCUCUCCCUCCGACGCCGAGUCACCUGUGAUUCCUGAAGGCUUUUCCCUUCAGUUGUCCCAGGAUGAAACGCUCGGUUGUAGCAAUCCCGGGACGUUCUCCAUCAUCGAUGUAGCGAGUGAUAGGCGACUCUUCGAAACGUUCGUGACAGAGUGGAAAACAAAGGAGCGCUUUGCUCUGGCUUUGGCCUGUGAAAAGAAGGAGCACAGCCAGCAGCAGGAAGGGGAAAUAGGAGGCAAACAUAGGAGAGCUUCUUCAGUAACUAACCUGAAACCCAACGGACCAGAUGGCUUCCCAGUUAGAAACAAUGAAGGACUUGUUUUAAUUGGACUGUCUGUCUGCUGGGGAGCCAGAGACGCAUACUACAUAUCUUUACAAGAGGAGCAGAGCAAAGGUCUGAGCUCCAGUCUGGCUCCUCCUCCACUGGAUGAUGACUUGGUCGUAACUGAACGGUUGAAGCAGGUGAAGGAAUGUCUGGGUGGACAGUCAGUUGACAAUAAAGUACAUGAAGUGGUCGCAUAUGAUAUCAUCCAGGUGUACAAGACACUAGUCCUAAGCUGUGGAAUCAGCUUAGAGGGAAACUGUGAAGAUCCAAAGGUUGCAUGCUGGCUGUUGGAUCCUGGCAGCGAGGAGAGGACUAUUUCCAACAUGGUGACUGUCUACUGUCCAGAAGAACUAGCACUGCUAGAGGGGCUUGGAAAUCCGCAUUCAUACUGUCCUCGUGUCAGAGCAGCAACCAGUAGCGUGCUACUCCACACUGUUAUGAACCACCUCACCGGUCUGCUGGAGAAAGAUGGCACUUUAGAUUUAUUCAGGAACGUAGAGAUGCCCUCCCAGGUUUGCUUGGCUCUUUUGGAACUGAAUGGACUCGGCUUCAGCGUCGAAGAGUGUGAAAGACAAAAGCACGUGAUGCAGGCCAAACUGUCGGCGCUGGAGUCUGAAGCGUACACUUUGGCAGGUCACAGCUUCUCCCUCACCAGUGUGGAUGACAUAGCACAGGUGUUGUUUUUGGAGCUCCACCUGCCUCCAAAUGGGGAGAUUGGAGGUAUAAGAACUAAGAAGACUCUGGGCUACACCAGAAGAGGCGGUGGCAGAGUAAGAUUUGGGAAGCAAUUCAGCACUACCAAGGAUGUUCUGGAGAAGCUUCGUCCCCUCCACCCACUGCCGGGGGUCAUUUUGGAGUGGAGACGGAUCACCAAUGCCUUAACAAAGGUGGUGUUCCCCCUGCAGAGGGAAAAGCAAUAUCACCCCACACUGAAGAUGGACAGAAUAUACCCCAUAGCCCAGACUCACACAGCCACAGGCAGAGUAAGCUUCACUGAGCCCAACAUACAGAACGUUCCCAAAGACUUUGACAUUAAAAUGCCCACCAUGGUAGAUGAGAGCCCACCCUCACAAAACGCCCCUCACAGACCAGGAAAGAAAAGGCGACCUUUGACACCAGCUCUUACCCGUGGACUUGCAGAACAAGGGCCAGCUUUCUCUGUCAGCAUGAGACAUGCUUUCGUUCCUUUUUCAGGUGGAAUGAUAUUAGCGGCUGACUAUUCACAGUUAGAGUUAAGAGUGCUGGCUCACCUAUCAAAGGAUCAGCGCCUCCUUCAGGUGCUGAAUGGAGGAGCAGAUGUGUUUCGAUGCAUUGCCGCAGAGUGGAAAAAUGUUGACCCAGAGUCUGUGCAAGACAACCUCAGGCAACAAGCUAAGCAGAUUUGCUAUGGCAUCAUCUAUGGAAUGGGAGCUAAGUCUCUGGGGGAGCAAAUGGGAGUGGAGGAAAAUGAUGCAGCGUGUUACAUCGAGAGUUUCAAGGCCAGAUACAAAGGGAUCAAUGCUUUUCUUAAGCAGACAGUGAAAAACUGUAUAAAAGAUGGCUUUGUCCAGACACUGAUGGGCCGCAGGAGGUACUUACCUGGAAUUCUCAGCUCUAGCCCCCACAUCAGAGCACACGCUGAGCGGCAGGCAGUCAACACAACCGUGCAGGGUUCAGCAGCGGAUAUAGUAAAACUCGCUACUGUGAACAUCCAGAAACGGCUACAGAAAACGUAUCCCGCCGCGCCACCUUCUCACCAGCACCUUCACACAGCUCGUAAUCAGCGCAGGGCUGUCAGGGGAGCCUACUUCAUCCUGCAGCUGCACGAUGAGCUCAUCUAUGAAACAACACAAGAAGACCUCAUUCAGGUUGCACAGAUCGUCAAGAGGGAGAUGGAGUCUGCAGUGAAGCUGUAUGUGAAGUUAAAGGUCAAAGUGAAGAUGGGCUGCAGUUGGGGGGACCUGCAGGAUCUGGAUAUAUGAAAUGACUGUCAUAGUGUGCAAUUUAGUUUUUACUGUGUAACAUGAGAUGCUGUCUUUUGCACAUAUUUUAAAUACUGUCAGCAAUGAAAUGGAAAAGAAAUGCAUUUAAUUUACAUGUACAUAACCUGUUGAAUGAAUGUACGAAUGCUUUUACUUGAGUGGAGCUACAUUUCGUGGAUUUUGUGCCACAGUUAUGAACAUUAAAUAUUUGUGAAAAAGUGAUGUUUUAAGACUUUAA
Oryzias latipes (Japanese medaka) is the source of this 8406-nucleotide messenger RNA. RefSeq names its product polymerase (DNA directed), theta. The record is from RefSeq and is a predicted model, not a curated record. Gene Ontology annotation, molecular function: DNA-directed DNA polymerase activity; DNA binding; ATP binding. Gene Ontology annotation, biological process: DNA-templated DNA replication; double-strand break repair via alternative nonhomologous end joining. Lineage: Eukaryota; Metazoa; Chordata; Actinopteri; Beloniformes; Adrianichthyidae.